Molecule: messenger RNA, 2578 nt
Organism: Toxorhynchites rutilus septentrionalis
Lineage: Eukaryota; Metazoa; Arthropoda; Insecta; Diptera; Culicidae
Exons: 2
Coding region: 271-2253 (660 amino acids)
Biological process (GO): DNA integration
Molecular function (GO): nucleic acid binding
Source: RefSeq, a predicted model, not a curated record
GAAAUCACGACGGAGGCCUGGCAACGAUGGCGAAAGUGGUCUGAAGCCCUUAGGGAGGUUGAUAAAAUCCACAUACCUAGAUGCUAUUUCGACGGGGCAAACAGCCAAUUGUAUGAUUACCUGCAGCUACACAUAUUCGUCGACGCAAGUGAAUCAGCGUAUGCUGCCGUAGCAUAUUUUCGUGUUAUUAAUACAGAUGGGAAAACAGAAUGCUCCCUCGUCGCUGCCAAAACCAGAGUAGCUCCACUGAAACCCUUGUCAAUACCCCGCAUGGAGCUGCAAGCCGCGGUAUUGGGAGUAAGGCUUAUGCAGUUCGUCUUGGAAAGCCAUACAGUGACUGUAUCUAAACGCUAUUUUUGGAGUGAUUCGGCUACGGUCCUAGCCUGGAUCCGAUCCGACCCACGCAAGUAUAAGCAAUAUGUGGCAUGUAGAAUCGGAGAAAUGUUGUCUGUAACAGACGUCAAUGAGUGGAGAUGGGUCCCAUCAAAACUGAACCCGGCCGAUCUCGCUACUAAAUGGGGCAAGACCCACCUUCUAAGUGGAGAUAACACAUGGUUUAAAGGACCUCGUUUUCUAUAUCUUGAGGUUCAAGACUGGCCCAAACAAAAUGUACAACAUCAAACUGAAGAAGAAUUACGUGUGAGUCUGAUGCACAGUGAAGUUCACAUAACUAUUCCUAUAGUCGACUUCGGGCGUUUUUCACGAUGGACCCGCUUACUAAGAUCGAUCGGAUUCGUACUACGCUUCAUCUUAAAAUUACGCAAAGAGAAUACGAUGACUUGCUACAAUCACCUAAGUCAAGAAGAACUGAAUCGAGCUCAAAAUUGUUUAUUUAAAAUGGUGCAAUGGCAAGCAUAUCCAACGGAAAUGGCAAAAUUAUCCAGCCAUAUAAGAGAUACGUCCAAUAGCCAGCAGGUGGAUCGGCAAAGCAUAAUAUACCAAUUGUGUCCCUUCCUGGAUGAAAACGGAGUUCUGCGGGCCGACAGUCGCAUAGGCGCUGCACCGCAUAUGGAUGCCGAGGCAAAGUUCCCGAUCAUACUGCCGAAGAAACAUCGAGUAACGUUUUUAAUAAUAGACGAAUAUCAUCGAUCCUUGAGACACGGUAACACGGAGACAGUUGUAAACGAAGUUCGCCAGCGGUUCCACGUUCAGCAGCUGCGGUCAUUUGUUAGACAAGUUGCACAGGCAUGCCAGUGGUGCAAGAUUAGAAAGGCCAAACCAAAUGUUCCUAGAAUGGCGCCCCUUCCGUUAGCCCGAUUAGCAUCAUUCACUAGACCGUUCACUUACGUCGGACUAGACUUCUUCGGUCCGCUGCAAGUAAAAAUCGGCAGAAGUAGUGUAAAAAGAUGGAUUGCUCUCUUCACCUGUCUCACCAUAAGGGCCGUGCAUUUAGAAGUAGCCUUCAGCAUGUCAACAGAAUCAUGUAUCCAUUGCGUUCGACGGUUCGUGUGCCGUCGAGGCUCGCCGAUUGAAAUUUACUCGGACAACGGUACAAACUUUGUAGGAGCAGAGAGACUACUGGCUGAGCAAAUAGCAGAGGGAUUGGCAGUCACGUUCACUGGAACCAAUACCAAGUGGAUGUUCAUUCCCCCUGCCACGCCACACAUGGGAGGCGCGUGGGAGCGAAUGGUGCGUUCAGUGAAGACGGCAAUGGAGACAGCAUACAACAACGAUCGUAAGUUGAAUGACGAAGCAUUGCAAACACUGAUUAUCGAAGCAGAAGCGAUUGUAAAUAGUAGACCGCUCACAUAUCUACCAUUGGAUUCAGAGGAAUCUGAAGCGUUAACGCCAAACCACUUUCUUCAAGGAAGCUCGAGCGGAAUUCGUCAACCUGCAAUGUCAGCGAUAAAUAAUACGCGUGCACUUUCGAACUCUUUGUGCAUGGUACAACAGCAGUUGGAUAAGUUCUGGAGGCGAUGGACUAGAGAGUACUUACCGACAUUGACUAAACGGCCAAAGUGGUUUGGGGAAGUGCGACCAUUAGCAGUUGGUGACGUGGUGUUGGUAGUAGAAGGAAGUAGCAGAAACAGCUGGACGCGUGGACGUGUUAAGGAAAUUGUGAGAGGAGAAGAUGGAAGAGUUCGACAAGCUUUCGUGGAUACUGCGAGGGGAGUGUUGAGAAGGGCUGCGUCGAAGUUAGCAUUGCUGGAAAUCAAUGACGAAUGUGGUAACCCUGAUACCUGUGGCCAGAGUUACGGGGGGGAGGGUGUUGCUACUGGGCGCACUGCCUCAGAUUCAUUAUCAGCGAAAUAAUCAUAAAUGCCUUGCAGGAAAGGAAAACGUAGUGACAGAGGAGAAUUGUCAUAACAGUAGGAGAAAGAGAAAGCUUUCGGAGAAUUGUUGAUAGUCGGAAAUUAGAAAGAAGAGUUGAAAGGAAAUUAGCAAGAGAAUAGUUGGAUUGAAUCGCCAUUUUAGAGGAAAAGACCUCAGGAACAACGAUAGAAGAUAGGAUCGAAAGUAAUUGCUACAGGAAGAGAAUCCUAGCAUAAAUAAGCGACACCACUAGUUUUAAAGCUACACAAAAAUAGACAGAGUGUUGCUAAAAACUCGGUGUCCGAAAUCUGAAAUUUCUACGCCA